Molecule: messenger RNA, 6590 nt
Organism: Talpa occidentalis (Iberian mole)
Lineage: Eukaryota; Metazoa; Chordata; Mammalia; Eulipotyphla; Talpidae
Gene: PAPLN
Product: papilin, proteoglycan like sulfated glycoprotein
Exons: 27
Coding region: 1-4050 (1349 amino acids)
Biological process (GO): extracellular matrix organization
Cellular component (GO): extracellular matrix
Molecular function (GO): metalloendopeptidase activity; serine-type endopeptidase inhibitor activity
Source: RefSeq, a predicted model, not a curated record
AUGGGGCACUUUGCUAAGCCGCUCUGCAGGACAGUGACACGCACACACAUGCACACGCCGCGCUCGCUGUGCGAGAGGCACGCGCUUCCCUGUGCCCCUCCAGUGCCUCUGCCGCUCUCCAGGUCCCCAGUGGGCAACCAGGAGGGAGGGGCACGCCCACACCCGCUGUGCGGGGGACUGAGCAGGGCCUCCGAGUGGGGGGCACGCCCUGCCCCAGCCCCGCCCUCUCCAACCCGGCCUCUCCCGCAGGAGGAGAUGCUGCUGCUCCUGCUCCUGCCCCUGCCCCUGCUGCUGGGCCCGGCGCCCGGGGCCUCGGCUCUGAAGGUGAGGAGGCAGAGUGAGAGCUGGGGGCCCUGGGGCAGCUGGAGUCCCUGCAGCCGGACCUGCGGAGGGGGCAUCAGCUUCCGGGAGCGCCCCUGCUACUCCCACAGGAGAAGUGGGGGCUCCAGCUGCUUGGGUCCUACCCGAAGCCACCGCACUUGCCACAUGGAGAGUUGCCCCUCUCGUGCCCGAGACUUCCGGGCGGAGCAGUGUGCGGAGUUCAACAGCCUGGAGUUCCAGGGGAGGCGCUACACAUGGCUGCCCUACUAUGGGGCCCCGAACAAGUGUGAACUGAACUGCAUCCCCAAGGGGGAGAGCUUCUACUACAAGCACAGGGAGGCCGUGGUCGACGGGACGCCCUGUGAGCCUGGCAAGCGGGAUGUCUGUGUGGACGGUCACUGCCGGCUGGUCGGCUGUGACCACCGCCUGGACUCAUCAGUGCAGGAGGACGUGUGUCUGCGGUGUGGGGGCGACGGCACAGCCUGCUACCCCAUCACGGGCACCUUUGAUGCCAAUGACCUCCACAGAGGCUACAACCAGAUGCUCAUCGUUCCAGUGGGAGCCACCAGCAUCCACAUCGAGGAGGCAGCUGCCAGCAGGAAUUUCCUAGCCGUGAAGAGCGUCCGGGGCGACUACUACCUCAAUGGGCACUGGACCAUCGAGGCUGCCCAGGCCCUGCCCGUGGCCAGCACCAUCCUGCACUACGAGCGGGGAGCUGAGGGUGACCUGGCGCCCGAGCGGCUCCAUGCCCGAGGCCCCACCUCCGAGCCCCUGGUCAUCGAGCUCAUCAGCCAGGACCCCAACCCCGGCGUGCACUACAAGUACCACCUGCCCCUGGGCGCCCCCCGAUCCAGCUUCAACUGGAGCCACGGCUCCUGGAGCGACUGCAGCACCGAGUGUGGUGGAGGUUACCAGACCCGCCAUGUGUUCUGCACCAUGGACAGCGAGGCCUACCCAGACCACAUGUGCCAGCACCAGCCUCGGCCCGCCAACCACCGCCCCUGCAACCCUCACCCUUGCCCACAGACCAAGCGCUGGAAGACGGGCCCCUGGGCGCCCUGCUCAGCCUCUUGUGGCGGCGGCUCCCAGUCCCGCUCUGUCUACUGCGUCUCCUCCGAUGGGGCUGGUGUCCUGGAGGCUGCUGAAGAGGCCGAGUGUGCGGGCCUGCCCAGGAAGCCCCCUACCACGCAGGUUUGCAACCUGCAGCGCUGUGCGGCCUGGAGCGCAGAGCCCUGGGGAGAGUGCUCUGUCAGCUGUGGUACCGGGGUCCGGAGGCGGCGAGUCACUUGCCGAGGUGAUGGGGAGUCUCUGCUCCUUGCCACAGCCUGCGCCUCAGAGGAUCAGCCCCCCCUCGCCGAGUCCUGUGUGCGUAGCGACUGCCCCCCUCUCAGCGACCAGGCCUGGCACGUAGGCGCCUGGGGUCUAUGCUCCAAGAGCUGCAGCUCGGGCACGCGGCGGCGCCAGGUGGUCUGUGCUGUCGGGCCAGGCCGCUGCCGGAGCCUGCUGCUGUCGAAGCCUGUGGACGUGGAGCCCUGUAACACGCAGCCCUGCCACCUGCCCCCAGAUGUCCCCAGCGUGCAUACCAGCUCCAGCGACCCCUGGAUGCCUUUGGGCCCUCAGGAGGCCGUGGCCUCAGAUUCUGGAGACCAGCAGGGAGCACCCCAAGAGCAACCCUCAGCCUUGGGUAACCGCAGAGAAGAGCAGGGGCCCCACUUGCAAGCCCGUGUCCCAGGCCCCUCACUGCAACAGUCCCUGCGCCAGCAGCCCCUGUGGUCUGGCUCGGGGGCCCGCGACUGCAGACACAGCCCCCACGGGUGCUGUCCUGAUGGCCGCACUGCCUCUCUCGGGCCGCAGUGGCAGGGCUGCCCCGGGGCGCGGUGUCAUCAGAGCAGGUAUGGGUGCUGCCCUGACGGGGUGUCUGCCGCUGAGGGGCCCCAUCAGGCCGGCUGCAGUGAGAGCGCUGGGAGGAGGCUGGGGUCAAGAGCCGUGGCUUCCACAGCCCAUGAGGGCCGCCAGGCCCAGGCCCAGGCCCAGGAGAAUGAGUCCAGGGAGUGCCGGGGCUCCCAGUUCGGCUGUUGCUAUGACGGCGUGGCCCCUGCGGCUGGCCCUCUCGGGGAAGGCUGUGCGGGCCAGCCUGGCUACGCGUAUCCUGUGGGGUGCCUGCUGCCCAGCGCCCACGGCUCCUGCACAGACUGGGCUGCCCACUGGUACUUCAUCCCCUCCGUGGGUCAGUGUAACCGCUUCUGGUAUGGCGGCUGCCAUGGCAAUGCCAAUAACUUUGCCUCCGAGGAGGAGUGCAUGAGCAGCUGCCAGGGGCCCCAACACAGGCCCCUCCAACCCACACGUGGCACAGCUGGCCAGAGGAUCCACGGAGAUGGUGGUGGCAGCAGCCCUGGAGGUCAUGAGGAGGCCAACAGGCUGAGGACUGAGUUCAUGGCCCAGAGAAAGCCCUUGUCUUCUGGGGGUGUCUGGCGAGACCAACAGCCUGGACCAGGGGAGACCCACCACACCGGGGCCUGGAGCUGGGAGCCCGGUGCCUCCAGAUUGGGCGGAGAUGCUGGGCAGCCUGUGCCACCUUCCCACAGCUCCUCCUACAGGAUUAGCUUGGCAGGCUCAGGGCCCUCCCUGGUGCAGGCGGCCCUGGGGCAGGAGGUGCAGCUCUAUUGCCCGGAUGACACCACCCUGGAUUCUCGUGCUACGUGGCUCAAAGAUGGGCAGCACAUCUCAUCUCACAGACACAGGCAGCAGCUUGAUGGCUCCCUGGUCAUCAGCCCCCUGUGGGCAGAGGACGCAGGCAUCUAUAGCUGUGGCAGCACCAGACCAGGCCAUGACUCUCGGAAGAUCCAGCUUCAUGUCACAGGGAGUGAUGUGGCCAUACUGUCUGCGGCUGAGCCUAGGCACUUCCCUCAGACUAGGGACCCAGCCCAGGGCCACAGUCCUCGGGACUCUGGCCUAGCAGGGGAUGCUCAGGGCCUGGGGGCCGUCGCCUCACACCUAAGGACCACGACCAGGCUGCAUCUGGACCGGAACCAGCCCGGCGUGGUGGAUGCCCACCCAGGACAGCGGGUCCGGCUGACCUGCCGCGCUGAGGGCUUCCCGCCCCCGACCAUCGAGUGGCAGAGAGAAGGGCAGCUGCUCUCUUCUCCCAGACACCAGCUGCAGCCUGAUGGCUCUCUGGUCAUCAGCCACGUGGCUGCUGAAGAUGGUGGCUUCUAUGCCUGUGUUGCUUUCAAUGGGCAGGACCGAGACCAGCGAUGGGUCCAGCUCAGAGUUCUGGGGGAGCUGACCAUCACAGGGCUGCCCUCUACCAUGACGGUGCCAGAGGGUGACACGGCCAGGCUGCUGUGUACGGUGGCAGGACAAAGUGUGAACGUCAGAUGGUCCAGGAAUGGGCUGCCAGUCCAGGCCGAUGGCCACCGUGUUCACCAGUCCCCGGAUGGCACGCUGCUGAUCCACAACCUGCGGGCCAGGGACGAGGGCUCCUACACAUGCAGUGCCUACCGAGGGAGCCAGGCCAUCAGCCGCAGCACGGAGGUGAAGAUGAUCCGGCCAGCACUGGCCACUCAGCCAAGGGACCCCCGCAGGGAAUGCACUGACCAGCCUGAGCUGGCCAACUGUGAUUUGAUCCUGCAGGCCCAGCUCUGUGGCAAUGAGUAUUACUCCAGCUUCUGCUGCGCCAGCUGUUCGCGCGUCCAGCCUCCUGCUCAGCCCAUCUGGCAGCAGGGAUGAAAGCUGGCCUCAGCCCCCAAACAGCUCAGGGCUGGGGCGGAGGACUCUCGCCCUCUCUUCUCUGGCUGAUGAAGGCAGUCAUCUUCUGGAGGCCCUGGCCCUUUCAGCUCUCCCCAUUCCCAAGGGUUUGACCUCAGCAGAACCAGUAGCAGCCCCUCUGUAUCUCGGAGUUGGUGCCACAGGGGACUGUUGAGUUGUCAAGAGUAAGGACAACCUUUACAAUUCCCUCUAUAGAUUUUGUUACAUAGGAUCAGUUCACUGUUUGAAAGCAAGCUGUAAGGGUGGGGAGGCAGUGGGUUCAAAGUUAAUAUCUAUCUCAUCCAGGGAACAGGCAUUUCUGCUGUGCCAGGGAAACAAUCCUUGCUAGAACUAGAUCUUGUCAUCUGGGAUCAAACCAGGGCCCAUUGCCAUGGUGUCUCUCACCCUUGUAGGCAGUUCAGCAACAUUGCCCACCUGUGCUCACGGUUAAUAACAGCAUGUUUGUGAAAGCAUGCAGCAAAGUGGAAGAUAAGGCUCAGUAUAGGGGUUGGGGAUAAAAGAGCAGCAGUUGCAUUAUUAUCUGAGCACAAAAGAACCGGAAAAGCUCCUUACUCUCACCAGGAAGCCCGAAGCCCUUCUCCUGAGGCUGAUACACGCAGCCUGGCCGCAGGGUCAUCACCCCUGGAUCGAGCUGAUGGGUCUGCUCUGUACAGUGGCUAUGGAGGAGCCUCUCCUCCUCAAGUAGGAAUCUGUGAAGCAAAAUGUUUGUUGCCAGAUAAAAACCAGACUUACUAAAUACAGCAUCAGUAGGACUGGGGUGCCAGUGGGGAGGAGGGCAAUGUAAUAGCGAUUUCACAAGCUUCUGAGCACCUUUCCAUUUCAAACUUUACGCAGCCUCCAGAGGACUGACAGGGCCUAGCAACAAAGGUUAUUCUUGGACACAGGAAAGACAGGCAUUAUAGGGGCUAAAGCUCUGAAAGGUGACUUAAUACCAACACACUGGCUGGAAAAGAGAGCGACUGCAUCAUGGGUGAGUGAUAGUGCUUGGUCGGCUUCUCACCAAUGAGUUUUUUUCUUUCAUUAAAAAAAAAAUCAACGAACAUCCCCUUUCAUUUAGUAUGGCGAGUUUUGCUAUAGAAAUUAGAAAGUAAGACUCCCCACAUUUUAAAUUAAUUCAGUAUUUGGCCAGUUGGCAACCCACCUCAGAAAGUAAGGUUGAGGUUAGCGAACUCUUCUUAGAACUAGUCACAAAAGAGUGAGCUAAGAAGGUUAGAGGUGGGAUUCACUCUAGAAUAGUGGUUCUCAAUCCUCUUCCAUGCUGGGAACUUUUUAAAAGCUGAGAAAUCUCCCCAGAGAUUUUGAUUUACUUGCGCUCAAGCGUGGGCUAGGCAUGAUGAUUUUAAAAGCUCCUCAGGUAAUUCUAAUAUGGAUCUAAUCAGUGCUUCAGUCCAGGCUUCUCAGCAUAAGCAUCUUGUUCAAAUGCAGGCUCUGACUAGGUCUGGGGUGGGGCUCAGAUUUGGCAAGAUUUGGCAUCUCUAAUCAGCUCCUGGUCAGUCAAGUCCAGGCUGCUGUUCCAGACCACACUUUAAGUAGCAAGAGUCUGAUGUUAGAGGUGUACUCAGGAUCAACCGAAGCCUAAAAGUAUAAACAAAAUAUUAAUUUUAGAAUAUACUAGUCCCGAUAAAAGAUAUUCUAGCCUCUGAACUAUCUGAGAUCAGUAGCAGCAAAAUGGACACCAAAACCAACAAGAACUAAAAGUAUUCACUUGCUAAUAAAGAAAAGGGGAACAGAGCAGCCCCUCAUGGGCAAAGGCUUCUACCAUGAACAUUUAUUUUUGUUAAAGCAGAUUAUAAAUUCUCAUCAGUACAAAUAUAUAUAACUUACAUUUGAUUGUAAGGCCAACGUUCAAAAGUAAAAAUGAGAUGGGAUCUCAUGUCGUUACCAGAGGUCAAGUGGCAGCAACUGGCAAUGGGGCACUCUGCACACAGGAAGGGCAGACAGGGACACACACAGCUAGUAAAACCCGGAUUUUCAUUCCCACUAAAUGCGUGGGAACAAAGAACAAAACAAAACUCACCAAGACCCACAUGACAAACCAACACAGUAACCUGCAUUCCCGUCUAUGAUUAUGUCAUUGUCACCUUAGUGUUAAAGGAUUAACGUAAGGAAAAUGUAGCAAUACAUAAAAGGAAAUACAUAUUUUCUAUAGAGCAUAUUUAGCUUGAUUCCAUUAAAAUAUUAGAAUUUCAUUGGUUUAAAACCAGGACAAUACUGCUCUUUCAUUUUCUUUAUUUAAACUACACCCUAGUGACUGUACUGGUCAUAAGCAUGAUUGUGUUGCAAUGCGCUACUUACAAUGGACGACACCAAAUAAGCUAGGGAUCCUGUCUGCAACGUCUAGCCUGCCCUUUUUACCGCAAUAGGCAUCAAUGAUAAAUCAAUCUUAUGUACAAUUUCUUACACCUAACCCUUUUACCUUUGGCAAGAUUACUUACACCUCAUACAAUUUUUUAAUAUUGAGAACUAUUUAAAAUAUUCUAAAUGCAUAAAAAUAAAGAUUU